CCUCUCUAGAGGGGACACAGGGCUCCACUUCCCCCCCUCCCCACUUCCGCUGUGCUGUCUAGAGCUCUGUGUGCAUCUCUCCUACAUAAGCCUUUAGGAUUUUUUUAUUUUUUAUUAUUUUAUUUAUUUAUUUUUUUGGUUGGGGGGAGAGGCUAUUAGGAAGUGAUCAGCCAUCAUGUCGCUAUGGGAGAAUGAUGUCCCAGUGGUUAACAACCUCUGCUUUGCUGUUAUCAGUUGAUGCAGAGAGGGGGUGUUUGCAAGGAAGGCAAUGUGACAGUCCUAAAAAAGAUUAAGACAGAGGGGGAGAGAGAAAGAAAAAGACAGAGGGGAGGGCUGUAACUGUCACAUUAUUUUAUAAAGGGGGGGUUAGAUGAAGAAGGGCAGUCAAGACUGAGGCGACCCCUACUCCCCUAAGACGACAAAAAAUGCAAAGGGAGGGUGCUGAUUUGGAACCGUUAAGGGGGAAAGGGGAUAAACUAGCAGACGAAUGUAUGCAGCUGUGUAUCUAUAGACAUAUUUAACUGGAUGCUGUGGGUCCUGCUUCAACAUCAAGGAUUGCAGUUUUUUGGGGGGGAGGGAGCGGGGAGAUGACCAAUUCUGACCUUUGCGGAGAAGAGGGAGGCAAUAGAAGAAGAGAGACUGCUUUUUUGGGGGAAUUAGACACAUCUUUGACAAUUUCAUAUAUAUGCACAUGAGCGCAAACACCAUGAUAUUUAUGGUACUGGGGGCGUCCGUUGUUAUGGCAAUAGCUUGCUUGAUGGACAUGAACGCUCUUUUGGACCGAUUUCACAAUUAUAUCUUACCGCAUUUAAGAGGAGAAGAUCGUGUUUGUCAUUGCAACUGUGGAAGGUAUCAUGUUCAUUAUGUCAUCCCAUAUGAUGGAGACCAAUCGGUGGUGGAUUCCUCAGAGAAUUACUUUGUCACCGACAAUGUAACAAAGCAGGAAAUAGAUCUGAUGCUGGGACUCUUGUUGGGUUUUUGUAUAAGCUGGUUCCUGGUGUGGAUGGACGGGGUUCUACAUUACGCCGUUAGGGCAUGGCGGACCAGCAGACGGUAUGACAACACAUGGUCCUGGAUUCCAAAGUUUUGUAACUUGAGGGAUUUCCGGAAACGCCACCCGCGGCAGUAUGAUGACACCAGUGGGAAUAUGGUUCAUAUUAAGCAAAAGCUGUAUCAUAAUGGCCACCCUAGUCCUAGACAUCUUUGAGGGGCCCUCUACAGACAGUAUCCUCUACAGUCAGGAGAUAUGGGACAUUUCUUUCCUUUUGGGGAAUAUAAAAAAAAAAAAUACAGAAAUCUGUGAAUUCAUUUUCCGAAAUGGGAAGACAGUAGGAAAGCAAUUUUCUUCCUUCAUGCCUUGUGCUCCUGCCAUUAUUUGGUAGGGAAACGACUUCAUAUAGAAAGUGGAAAGGAAUCCAACUUAAGGACCUCGGUACAUGUCCCCGGGCCUUUGAUUUUAUUGUGGAACUUCUGUAAAUAUGUAAAAAAAAAAAAAGGAAAAAAAAGAUUCUAACAAGGACGCGUCAUUAAUACUUUCAAAAGUGCAAGGUGUGGAAACCUCAAGACUUAUUCUAAAUUUUGUGUGUGUAUGUAGUGAUGGGGGUUUGGGCAGUUGAGUGUAUUUUGUUGCAUCACGCUGUAAAAUUUGGUAUGGCAGCACACUACGUAACAAAAAACAAAAAAACAAAACUUGUCGAUCUUAGCAGCCAGAAAGUGUCUGAAUCAAUCUCUCUCUUCAGUCAGUUUGAAGAAGUCUCACAUGGGCUGCUAAGACAACUAAACUAUGGUCUUCAGUGGAUCAAACCAUUUUACCUCCCCACUGCCCUACUGUGUGCUUACAAAGAGUACGCUGAGAGGCAUUUUAAAAGUGCAGUUCCACUUACACUAGCACAGAGAAAUAUUCUUUAAAGAAACCAAUGAAAUAAAAAUAUGAAUCCUUGAAGACAUACGUUGUCAUGGGGUCAUCAUUUCCCUUGUUCUGUGUUUCAGAAAUAUUGUUGUAAUAAUUGUUUUUGUUUGUGAGUACCGUUGAAAAUGUCUGACAGUUUCUGGCUAUCUCUGUGGUACUUGUCCUUGUACAUCAUGCAAACUGGCUUAAAAUCCCAAAUAACAACAACAACAAAAAAAAAUGAAUAAAACAAUAACAACACAUCUUUAGAUUAGGAUGAAAUUGUCAUAAAUGUGGUUUUAUUGUGAGGUGAUACCUCUUUUUUGCAUUCCUAAACUAUGUUGCUAAGUGGGACUGCACCUUUAAAGAAUUUGCUGUGACAAGAGGGUUGGAGUAAUGGGGAUUCUUUGAUGUUAGUUGCAAGCCCCGGCAAGACUCACUGGCAGAAAGAUAAAAUAUGGAUAUAUUUAAAAACCAUCCAAUGUGUUUUAUUAUAUAUUUCAAUUCUGUUUAAAAAGAAAAAAAAAGAAAUGUUGGAUUUCACGAACAUGUUUUUGUUUGUUUGCUGCUUCUUGUUUUGUGUUAGUUCUCCUUUCAAAUAAGUUUCUUGUAUUCACUUCCUGCGAAGUGGCUCGAUGGUAAUGAUGACGAUGAUGAUGAUAAAAUGGUGAAACUGCAUGGGAAUGUGGCAGAUUUCCAUAGAACUUUGCAUGAAGGUUCUCUGCCUUUCGGUACACCUUUUUGUCUUUGAUUUCAAGAUUGUUCAUUUUUUUUUGUUUUCUGUGUGUUGUCGUGGGUGUUUUUUUUCUGGGUGUUUUAUUUUACUCGGACAUUUGAAGGUUCAUCAAUGGUUGUGUCUAAUAAGGGCACUGUGUUUGUGUGUGUAACUGGAAUUGUUUCUUUAGCAUCAACAGCUCAUGCCUUAAUGAUAAUAGACAUCAAAAGGUUUGUUGAUCAUUUAUAAUUGCCAUGGAAACAAAUAGGAUUGGAUGAAAGGGAUUGGAUGUUAAGAAAAUACAGAGGUAAUGUUUAAUGUUUCAGUAGGAUUUACAAUCAUAAUGCCAUAAGCCAUCAUGACCAUGCUAAGGUAUAACUUAAACAGCCUGUUAUUGUAAGCACUUUAUUUAACCUUGGGAGUACUAGAAUAGUGUUCAAUGCAAUGUGAUACUUAUUUUAUAUGCACUGGAGGGUUUAAAUACAACAGCACGCCUUUAAUGCCCCAGUUACUUACCACUUCUUGGUCAAGAUAUCUUCCAUUUAGGGAAAUAUUAGUUAAUUACAUUUAAAUAUCAGAAGCGUUAUUUUCUCGUGUGUUUUGUUUUUUAACAAUAUGCUGCCCAUGCUACGUUUGGAUACAGUGCUCCUCCAGGUGGUCAACUUGUUUGUCACCUGCAGGAGUCACAAGAUAAAAAUGAAUCCGAUGUUAAUCCUGAAAUUGCCCCCUCAUUCUCCUACAUUGGCACGAAGGAGAUAAAAUAGGGAUAUUCCAUCUGAAACAUAUUUGAGAAUGGGAAGGGACAAUACGAGCUAUAAUAUGGACAGAGAAGGAACAGCAUGGUUUGAUUUGGUAACAGAAAGGUACAGUAUGAUAUGGCCACAGAAGGGACAGUACAAUGUAUAAUAUGGCCAGGGAUGGGACAGCACCCUCUAUAAUAUGGCCAGGCAUGGGACAGCACCCUCUAUAAUAUGGCCAGGGAUGGGACAGUAUGAACUAUAAUAUGGCCAGGGAUGGGACAGUAUGAACUAUAAUAUGGCCAGGGAAAAGACAGUACGAGCUAUAAUAUGGCUAGGGAUAGGACCGUAUGAUAUGGCUUUAAUAUGGCUAUAAAAUGGUCAGGGAACGGCAGUACGAGCUAUAUUAUGACCAGAGAUGGGACAGCAUGCUCUAUAAUAUGGCCAGGGAUGAGACAGCAUGCUAUAAUAUGCCAAGGGAAGGAACCGUACGAACUAUAAUAUGGCCAGGAAAGGGGCAGUAUGGGUUAUAAUAUGGCCAGGGAAGCAAGAGUACAAGGCAUAAUAUGGCCAGGGUAUAAUAUGGCCAGGGAAGGGACAAAAUGAUCUACCAUAUGGCCAGAAAAGGGACAAAAUGAUCUGCUAUAUGGCCAGGGAAGGGACAUCACGAUCUAUAAUGUAGCCAAGAAAGACACAGUACGAUCUUUAAUAUGGCCAGGGAAGGGGCAGGACAAGCUAUGAUAGAAAAGGGAGAGAAUAAGCUAAAUUAUGCCCAUGGAAGGUUCACUUGAGGUUAUGUGGUCAGACACCUGGUUAAUUUCUAGAUGCCUUGGCGCUAAGAUUGCCCCAUCCUUCUCCUACAGUGGCCAGAAGGCAAUUAAAUUAAGUAUUAUCCAAACAUGGUGGAAGGGAGAAGAUAGGCCACAAAGUAAGCUAUUUUCAGUAAUGUGAUCAGUUGUUGAAUGGACAAAGUCUCAGUCAGUCCACAUAGGCUUCAAUCAAGAGGCUUGCCAUCAAUUGCAGAGAUUUGAUAUGAGUUAUGCUUUCAGCCUUCAUUUGUUAAGUUACGUGCUAUACAACUGCCCUGUCUUUUGGUAUCUGCCAUAAUAUUGCCUUCUUUGGCCACAUGGCAUUGCAUUUUGCUCUUUGUCCUCUAUGUUUAUUUAUUAGAGGUCAACACAGCUCAUAACUCUAUCUCUGUAAUAGCUUGGGAGAUGCUUUAAUGUCAGCAAAGCCAAUCAGAAUGCUGACUUUCCAACAACUGGGGCUGACAACAUUCUAUAUAAAUCAAUAAUUUACAAAAUACAUGUUUACUUUUGCCCAAAACUAUUGUAUAGCCCUAUAUGUUUAGAAUAAAUGCAUACCAAAGUGAUUCAUAAAUAGUCACUGCAGUGUGCAUUGAUUCCUUAGGCACCCUAAACUCUAAGCACCUUUUAAUUUAAAGUGACAUGCAGUGCACAUAUUAAAAUUAGAGGGCACUAGCACUACCAGGACAUAGGAUUUUAUGGGGAUCAUAAUUUUUUUUCAUUUUGAUAUGAAAAUAAAAAUCUAAAUGGCUAAUCGAGGUGAAAUUGCGAGAGAGUGGUCAAAUGAUGUCUAAGGCAUAUUUCUACUGAAUAUUUUAAUUCAAUGUUUUUAUUUCUGAUUUAAAUACCAUGGUUUUUUUUUUUCAUUAAAACAUUAAUCCCCAAUAUGAUCAGCUUUUAAAUUUCUCUUAGAUCAGCUAUAGACCAUGUGUAGUAUAUACCGGUGGUCGUCAUUUGGCGACCUACCUGUUUUACGACGGCUUGCACUUAUGUUCGGGGAAAUUUCCCCGAACAUAGAUUAGAGGGAUUCCCUGCUCUGGUACAUUUGUCUAUGUUCGGGGACGUUUUCCCGAACAUAGACGAACGCACCAGAGCAGGGAAUCCCUUAACUCCUCACUUACCGACCAAUUCGUUCUACGGCCAGGUUGUAGGAACAGAACCUGGUCAGUAAGUGAGGAAUGUCUGUCUUUUAUACUGGUACUAGUAUACUUAAAACAUAGAGUAUAAAAGUGCUCAGGACCCCUGUCUAUGCAGCAAAACAUUUUGCUAAAGAUUAUGAAAUAUGUAGUUUGCAAUAGCUGAAAUGCUGAGAAUUGCUACCCCUGGUUUGGAAUCAAAGAAUAC
Pelobates fuscus (common spadefoot toad) is the source of this 5490-nucleotide messenger RNA. RefSeq names its product transmembrane protein 240 (gene TMEM240). The coding region runs from base 686 to 1207 and encodes 173 amino acids. The record is from RefSeq and is a predicted model, not a curated record. The transcript is spliced from 5 exons. NCBI's taxonomy places the organism in Eukaryota, Metazoa, Chordata, Amphibia, Anura, Pelobatidae.